Linum trigynum is the source of this 2833-nucleotide messenger RNA. NCBI's taxonomy places the organism in Eukaryota, Viridiplantae, Streptophyta, Magnoliopsida, Malpighiales, Linaceae. The record is from the annotation of a GenBank genome assembly.
CGUAGCGGCUGAUAGUCCGAUUCAAGUCACAUCAACAAAUAAUUGCCCUAAUAAGCUUUGCAAAUCGGUGAUUAGUCAACACGUCAACGGGCCGCCUGUUCCCUCCGGGCUUCCUCGCCACCACCAUCUAACGUAACCGGAUCCUAAGAACGCCGCCCAGGUUCCACCCUUUAUCAACGGAUAAAAAAGGGAAAAAACCGACCCUAACUUGAAUUCCCAUUCUGCCCUCGCCAGCCCUUAACCCCACGCCUCUCUCUCUCUCUCAUAUAUUACCUUCCUCUCUGUCUUGCUUGUUGUCUCUCUGUCAAUUAGUUCGCCGACUUCUCUUUCUUCUUCUUUCUUCAUCCAUUUGUGGCUUCAGUUCUCUUCACGGGUACCCAAAAAGAACCGCAAUCCGAAUCCCCCACUCUUUCUCCGCCUGGUCAAUCAGCGCCGGCCGCCGGGAUCGCCACCGGAGCCGAUCUCGACUUUCGUGAGUUCGUUUUAGAUUCUGGUCAGCUCUAGUUCCGAUUAUCGGGAAACCGGAAACGCAGCCCCUCCUUAUGGAACGGAUCGUCGGAGGGAAGUACAAGCUAGGUCGGAAGAUCGGCAGCGGAUCUUUUGGUGAAAUAUUUCUCGCUACUCACAUCGACACGUUUGAGAUCGUAGCUGUGAAGAUUGAGAAUAGUAAAACGAAGCAUCCGCAGUUGCUCUACGAGGCCAAGCUGUAUAAUAUUCUUCAAGGAGGAAGCGGCAUUCCCAGCAUAAAGUGGUCUGGCUUGGAUGGGGAGGACAAUGUGCUAGUGCUUGAUUUGCUCGGGCCAAGCCUUGAGGACCUCUUUGUCUACUGCGGGAGGAAGUUCUCGCUAAAGACUGUGUUAAUGUUGGCUGAGCAAAUGAUUACAAGGAUUGAAUAUGUACAUUCGAAAGGUUUUCUGCACAGAGACAUUAAACCUGAUAACUUCCUCAUGGGUCUUGGUCGUAAAGCAAACCAGGUCUAUAUAAUUGAUUUUGGGCUUGCAAAAAGAUAUAGAGACGCGGUAUCAAAUCGCCAUAUUCCUUACAGAGAGAACAAGAACUUGACAGGAACUGCUCGCUAUGCAAGUUGCAAUACUCAUCUUGGCAUUGAGCAAAGCCGGCGUGAUGAUUUGGAGUCACUUGGCUAUGUGUUGCUAUAUUUUUUGAGAGGAAGCCUUCCAUGGCAGGGUUUGAAAGCUGCUACGAAGAAGCAGAAGUACGACAAGAUAUGUGAAAAGAAACUAUCUACUCCGAUAGAGGUUCUAUGCAAAUCUCACCCGGUGGAGUUUGCUUCAUACAUGCAUUACUGCCAUUCGCUGACAUUUGAUCAACGGCCUGAUUAUGGAUUCUUGAAGCGCCUGUUUCGUGAUCUAUUCGUACGUGAAGGAUAUGAGUUUGAUUAUGUAUUCGAUUGGACCAUUAUAAAGUACCAGCAGGCACAGAAGAACCGAUCUCAGCCUCGAUUACCGCAAGUAACUGGAACAAGUGGCAGCCAUGCAGUUCAAAGAGAAAAUGCAAAUCAACAAGGAAGUAGUAAUGCCGCGUAUGCUUCCGAGGUUGUACAAUCUAUGGGUCCUGGCAUUCAUAUGCAAUUGAAAUCCUCAACUGGCAAGAAUGUGGUUUCUGAUAAUCAUGAUGACAGGAAUGUUGUGAGUGAUGCACAUAUGCCUUCUAGUUCAUUUUCAUAUGCUGCGACAUCAAGAAGAAAUGCUGCAAAACCAGGCGCCUUGCCAACUGAAGCAACAAGUGGCCAUGGACAUUCUAGCAAGGUCGCUCCGUCUGGCAGCUGGAUCUCAUCAUUGCAGCGCAUUCAUUCUGCCAAAUGAUCUGGAUGGUAGCUUCUGUUGACCCUAUGGCAUACUCUCUAGUAGUUGAUUUUUUGUUUUGUUGAUAAAUCACCUACUAGUUAGAAUAGUGUUGUUUAUUUGCCAAUUGAUUCUUAGAAGAUAGUCAUUAAUGAGAUGUUUAUAUUUGUUCUGUGGUUAGCCGAGGAUGUUGUGAAAGGAGGUUAUAAUGAUACAUCAGUUGGAGGCUGAAAAGAAGUUGGCGAUCUGGUAUCAUGCUUUCAGCUAUGUAUGUACUCGAGAUGCAGAUGCUUGCAAUCCAAUUUGCUUUGUUCUUGUUGAAAGUGGAUCUCAGUAUUUGUUCUUUAAGGUUUGUUAUAAAUCACCAACUACCCCAGGCUUGGUUGUGCUGUACAUAGUUGCUUUAAAUUACUCAUACAAACAUUGUAUUUCUGAUUUCAUGUAAGUGGAAUGAAAUGUGAGGCUUUUAGCACAAGACAGUUGCCUUUUAAAUAGUUGUUCUUGACAGCAUUCCUGAUCUCUCAGUUCAAUAGUUCCGAGUUCAUUGGUUCUUCAUGGAUGCUCAUCCUUGAUACACAUUGUUUUGUUUAUAUCUGAGUUUAUGUGUGCCAUAGUUAGUUUGAAAAGGUGCACCAUUGUUCAUAAACAAGGUGGGAGAUGAUGGACCUUUUUGUAGCAUAUUUUCCCUCAGUUGUAGGCCAGUUUGACCUUUGAUCAGGUAAUAUACAGUCUUUUUCUUAUAAUUGCACAUUUGCAAACUUGCACGAUGGUUUCAUAAGUGAUGGGUGAACAUAUCUUCAUUGUUGGGCAUGUCUUUAGUGUUUGAAGUGUCUUGAUAAAAGAGUUAUAUAUGGGUUUCUGGGACACUAUUUAGUUUAUUUUUCAGCAUUGCUCAUGCUGACCAUUUAUCCAGUGGCAUAUCCAAACUAAUUUGUUAUUGUUUUUCUGGGCAACUAAAGUCAGAUUUUUGGCAAUUCUUCUAUGUUGUUUUAUUCUUCUGGUGGCAUUUAUAAUGAACUUUUUUUAACCCG